Molecule: messenger RNA, 641 nt
Organism: Cloeon dipterum
Lineage: Eukaryota; Metazoa; Arthropoda; Insecta; Ephemeroptera; Baetidae
Gene: mRpL51
Product: mitochondrial ribosomal protein L51
Exons: 3
Coding region: 93-596 (167 amino acids)
Biological process (GO): translation
Cellular component (GO): mitochondrial large ribosomal subunit
Molecular function (GO): structural constituent of ribosome
Source: RefSeq, a predicted model, not a curated record
CUUCAAAACAGUGAAAACGGAAAACGUACUGCUGAUUGAAAACAAGUGGAAAAAGUCUGCUCUUAUUUAAUUUUCCUGGUUUAUCCUCGAAAAUGAAUAGUUUAACUAAACUUUGCACUAAUACAUUAAGUAUCGCUCGCGUUCUCCACAAAGUCUGCAUCCAGGUCUCCCGCACAUGUGUCUCAAAAACAGCAUUGGAUCAACCACCACGAUGGAGGCAUGGCUACAAAGUAAAACUUCACAGAGGCUUGCUUCCAAGGCUGCCAGAUGAGAAAACUCCUCUGCCCAUGCCAGUGUACAAGCCUUCAAAUGCUUGGACCCCUCAAAAGGCACUCUUUGGACAGAAUGACUACAUCGACAUCCUGGGCAACGAGGAGAUCCAUCCAGUGUCCCUGCAGUAUCACGUGCCAUUCUACGCGAGAGGAAUGAAGGGGAAUGAAUUCAAGAUGUUAUUGCAUAAGAAGAAGAUGCUAGGCAACAACACAGACUACAAAACGUUAAACCCAAAAAAGUGGGACAUGUUAAAUAAGAGAAUCAAGUUUUUGGGUAGGUGGCUGAACCGAAAGACGAAAUCAAAUCUGACCAAACAGCUGUAAUCUUGGAAUUAAAAGGCGGAUAGUUUGAAUUUAAUUAUAAAUUAA